AGGCGGGGAGGGGCGUGGUCGGGCCGGUAUCCGGCCGCUGACCUGGUCGUGCUGGGUCCGGGAGGGGAAGCGGUUGGUUCGAGGACGGAAGGGCCUGGGCCGGCCGCUUACGGCCAACCCGCCAGGCGGGAAGGACUAGCCCCCGGAACCGGGCGGAAGAGGGGCGAGAGCGCCCCUUUGUGUGGGGCGCGUCGCGGUAGGCCCGAUGUCAGUCGCAGCGGAGGCGGGAAGCAUUUUGUUUAAAAGCCUGCUGGGAAGUUGGGAGCCCGCAGCAAGGAAGGCGUUCUUUCUCUGUUAGCCCUGGAUGCAGUUUCCCUGAUCUGCAUCGUCUUCUGCCGUUAUUAUUUUAAAAUCCAGUAGACAGCUCACAGAAUGGGAGAAAACACGUGCAAAUCUUAAAUCUGAUAAAGUUGUAUAAUGCUUAAAGAACUACAACAAAAAGAAACCCAGUUCAAAAGUGGCAAAGGAUGUGAAUAGAUGCUUCUCAAAUGACCAGUAAGUGCGUGAGAAGAUGCUCAGCCCAACCAGCCAUUAGGAACAUUCAAAUCAGAACCACAGCGAGGUAACAUCUGACGCCUGUUAGUGUGGCUAUUAACAACAACAAAAAAAAUUGGAAAUAGUUCAACUACUCAUCUUUGUUCUUCUUUAUUUACUAGAAGUUUAAUCAAAUAGCUAUGUAGACUGCCUGGCCUUCAAAGACCACUUUCUAAAGCAUCUUGAAAGACAACUGUAAUACUGAAAGUUUUAAAAGAUUGUAAUCGUGUGUGUUGUAACAGAAGGAAGAAUGGAAGUAUUCCAGGAGCUUCGUAAACCAUCAGCACGUUUAGAAUGUGACCACUGCAGUUUCAGAGGCACAGACUAUGAAAAUGUCCAAAUCCACAUGGGUACCAUCCAUCCAGAAUUUUGUGAUGAAAUGGAUGCUGGUGGGUUAGGUAAAAUGAUAUUUUACCAGAAAAGUGCAAAGUUAUUUCACUGCCAUAAAUGCUUCUUCACCAGCAAGAUGUAUUCUAAUGUGUACUAUCAUAUCACAUCUAAACAUGCAUCCCCAGACAAAUGGAAUGAUAAACCCAAAAGUCAUUUGAACAAAGAAACAGACCCUGUGAAAAGCCCUCCUGUUCCUGAACACCAGAAAAUGCCCUCUAGUGCAGUGGGACUCUCAAAACCCAUACCUGCUCUUUGCAUAGAAACACAGAAACUUGACCCAGUUUUGUCUCCAGAAUCACCAAAACCUACUGUUAUUCCUCUGGAGCCUCAGAAACCUGCCCCUGUUACUCCUGAGCUACAGACACCUCCUCUUCUUUCUCCUGAGCCUUCAAAACCUGCCGCUGUUUCUUCUCCUGAACUUCCAAAACCAGUCCCUGUUGUUUCUGAAUCUCAGAAGGUUGUCUCUGUUCCUUCUCCAGAACCACAGAAGCUUGCUCCUGUAUCUCCUGAGCCAGUAAAAGCUACUGUUACUAAUCCCAAACCCCAGAAACACUCUCAUUUUCCAGAAACAUUGGGGCUACCUUCAGCCACCUCUCCAGAGUCACCAGUUCUAGCUACUUCCCCUGAACCUUGGGGGCCAUCCCCAACUGCAUCUCCAGAAUCUAGAAAGUCAGCCCGGACUGCCUCCCCUGAGCCAAGGAAGCCAUCCCCAUCAGAGUCUCCUGAGCCUUGGAAGCCAUUCUCUGCUGUCUCCCCAGAGCCUAGGAGACCAGCCCCAGCUGUGUCACCAGGUUCUUGGAAGCCAGGGCCACCUGGAUCCCCUCGGUCUUGGAAAUCCAGUCCUGCAGCAGCAGCAUCAGGACCUUGGAAGCCAGCUAAACCAGCUCCCUCAGUGUCUCCUGGACCUUGGAAACCAAUUCCUUCUGUAUCACCUGGACCUUGGAAAGCAACUCCCUCUGUGUCACCUGCAUCUUGGAAAUCUUCGUCAGUCUCACCUGGUUCCUGGAAAACUCCUCCGACAUCUCCUGAGUCUUGGAAGUCUGGCCCACCAGAACUCCGAAAGACAGCUCCCACAUUGUCACCUGAACACUGGAAGGCAGCUCCCCCAGUGUCUCCUGAACUCCGCAAGCCAGGCCCACCCCUGUCCCCAGAGAUACGUAGUCCAGCAGGAUCUCCGGAGCUCAGGAAACCUUCAGGGUCACCAGACCUUUGGAAGCUUUCUCCUGAUCAGCGGAAAACCUCUCCUGCUUCAGUUGAUUUUCCUGAGUCCCAGAAAGGUUCUCGUGGUGGUUCUCCUGAUCUCUGGAAGUCUUCCUUUUUUAUUGAAGCUCAGAAAUCCACCGUCUUCCCUGAGACCCGAAAACCAGGUCCUUCUGGGCUGUCUGAGUCCCCCAAAGUGGCCUCAGAUAUCUGGAAGCCUGUUCUUUCUAUGGACACUGAGCCUAGAAAACCUGGCCUGUUUCCUGAGUCUACCAAAACAGCCCCUCCUGCUUCUCCUGAACCACGAAAACGUGCUCUUUUUCCAGAGCCUCGGAAGCAUGCCCUUUUCCCUGAACUUUCCAAAUCUGCCAUAUUCUCAGAAUCUCAGAAGGCAGUUGACCUUGGUGAUGAACUACAAUUAGAUGCCAUAGAUGAUCAAAAGUGUGAUAUUUUGGUUCAGGAAGAAUGUGUUACACCUAAGAAACUCUUAGAAGACACUUUAUUUCCUUCCUCAAAGAAGCUCAAGAAAGACAACCAGGAGAACUCAGAUGCUGAGCUUAGUAGCAGUGAGUACAUAAAAACAGAUUUGGAUACAAUAGAUAUUAAAGGCCAAGAAUCAAGCAGUGAUCAGGAGCAAGUUGAUGUGGAGUCUGUUGAUUUUAGCAAAGAAAACAAAGUGGACAUGAGUAGUUCAGAGCAGUUCAAAAAUGUACUACAAUUUACUGAAGAAAAAGAAGCUUUCAUCUCUGAAGAGGAGAUUGCAAAAUACAUGAAGCGUGGAAAAGGAAAGUAUUAUUGCAAAAUUUGUUGCUGUCGUGCUAUGAAAAAAGGUGCUGUUUUGCAUCAUUUGGUUAAUAAACACAAUGUUCAUAGCCCUUACAAAUGCACAAUUUGUGGAAAGGCUUUUCUUUUGGAAUCUCUCCUUAAAAAUCAUGUAGCAGCUCACGGACAAAGUUUACUUAAAUGUCCACGUUGUAAUUUUGAAUCAAAUUUCCCAAGAGGCUUUAAGAAACAUUUAACUCAUUGCCAAAGCCGGCAUAAUGAAGAGGCAAAUAAAAAGCUAAUGGAAGCUCUUGAACCCUCGCUGGAAGAGCAGCAGAUUUGAUUUUAAACACAAUGUAAUUACCUGCCAUAUAAAGGUGUCUGUUGAAACCAUUCUUUGAAAGUAAAGCUGAUGAAAUAACAUAGUUGGCCAGUAGCUGUUAGUGUGUAUGAUGUACCCUGUCUCAGUUGUGUUACAAAGGACAAGCAUUUGGUUAUUUUUUUCAUGGUCUCUAUGUGGCUAUAGAAAUUAAUAAAUUUCUACUGUAUAUUCCAAAUGGAUAAAAGUUUUUCAUUUAUGUUUGAAUAAUAAUAUGAAGGUGUAGGCAUUCCAUUUAACAAUCAAGAGCAAGUUGUACUAAGACCAUCUAGUUUAAGUAUUUGUGUGUGAAACUAAAUUCAGAUAAUAGAAAUUUUUAGUUGGAAUGUUUAAAAUUAGGCAUGAAAACUAAGUUUGAAAAAAUUUUGUUCUCUAUUUUUAAAUCAUAAGAGUUAUUUUCUGUUUGAUCACGUAAAAUUAAUUUAUAAAUCUUAAACAGUUUUAGGUGUUCAUUAGCUUUUAUGUCAUGGAAAAUUGGAGUCUCAGGGUUGCAGGUUUUUGUUAAUAGGGAAAAUUGAGUAAGUGUUUAAAAUAGUUUGCACCCUUCUACAGGAGACAAAGAGAAAGGUGAGUGUGAUUUUAGUUAGGUCUUUCUUGUCCUUGUCUUUAAUGGAGUCUUCCAUUCUGUAUCUUAUUCUAAGAUCUGGCCAUUCACUUUCCUGCCAGCUCACAAUGAUAGAUGGUCCUUAAUUGCCAAAUGUGUUUGAGCUUGUUUGUCCUACUCCUGGGCAUUACCUGUUACGGCUUUAGACCAGAGUAAUGAGUAGGAACUGAAAGUCUUCCAGAUUCACAAUAGAAAAUUUUAUAGUCGUUUCUGUUUGAGAAUUGUAUCAAUUUUAUGUUUAUCAUAGUUCUGUUACUGUAAAUACCUUGUACCUGUUCAUGGAUUAUUUUCUUCUUAAAAAUUUUGUCAAAUGUGUAUCAAUCAAAUUUAAAAAAGGCUUUCAUGUCA
Nycticebus coucang (slow loris) is the source of this 4217-nucleotide messenger RNA. RefSeq names its product chromosome alignment maintaining phosphoprotein 1 (gene CHAMP1). Lineage: Eukaryota; Metazoa; Chordata; Mammalia; Primates; Lorisidae. Gene Ontology annotation, biological process: attachment of mitotic spindle microtubules to kinetochore; protein localization to microtubule; protein localization to kinetochore. The transcript has 3 exons. Gene Ontology annotation, cellular component: spindle; nucleoplasm. The coding region runs from base 785 to 3229 and encodes 814 amino acids. The record is from RefSeq and is a predicted model, not a curated record.